Molecule: messenger RNA, 6368 nt
Organism: Thermothielavioides terrestris NRRL 8126
Lineage: Eukaryota; Fungi; Ascomycota; Sordariomycetes; Sordariales; Chaetomiaceae
Exons: 9
Coding region: 106-6126 (2006 amino acids)
Biological process (GO): regulation of DNA-templated transcription
Molecular function (GO): RNA binding; DNA-binding transcription factor activity
Source: RefSeq, a predicted model, not a curated record
CCAAGCUUCUUCCACUUCAUCAAUGCCGACUACAAAACAUGCAGCGCAUCCAACAGCGGAAUGACGAAAAGGUAGCCUUGGCUUGACCCGCUGCCAGUGGCAGAGAUGCAAAGCAGCAAGAGAAUGGAAACAACCACGAUGGAGUCGUCAAGGAUUUUCGUUAAGAACCUGCCGCCAACCAUCUCUGAGGCUGAGUUCCGCAAACACUUCUCGGCCCAGGGGCGCGAGGUCACCGAUGUCAAGCUCAUCCCCCACCGUCGCAUCGGCUUUGUUGGUUACAAAUCGCACGAUGAUGCAGCCAGGGCCGUCAAGUACUUCAACAAGUCCUUUAUCCGCAUGUCCCGGAUCGCCGUCGACCUGGCCAAGCCGAUUGCAGACUCGAUCCCAAGGCAAACCCCAAAGGCUACCCCCGGUAAUGGCAUCGCCACGACAUCUUCCCCAGGCGCUGGUGCUCCCAGGGUAGAACAUGUCGAGGAAGAGAACGCCAAGAAAAGAAAGCGGGCCGACCUCGAUGAGGCUGACCCGAAGUUGCAAGAGUAUCUUGAGGUCAUGGGCCACCGUACCAAAAAGCCGCGAGACAAAGGAACGCUCAAUGGCGGCCUAGAGUCGGACUUGACGACUGCGGUGCCCCCUGCUGUCUUCGAAGCUGGUGAAAGUGACGAAGAGUAUGAGGAGAUCCCGGCACGCCGCUCGAAACAGCCCGUCCAGGGGAAUCCGGCUCGCUUGGACGCCACAGCCGCCCCAGUAACGGAUGGCGAAAACCCUGCAGCCGCCCCGAGGGUCGAGUCCGCCCCGAGGGUCGAGUCCGCAAGGGAAACUACGCACGUGUCCGCAGAUGCAACAGACGAGGACUGGCUCCGGUCAAGGACGAGUCGUCUACUCGAUCUCGUGGACCCCGAUGAUCCCGGGUUUUCCGCACGGCCCCCGCCACCCGCACCUGCACCUGUACCUGCAUCCGCCCCCGGACCUGCUGCCUCGUCGGCGGCUGAGCCGCAAGAGUCGCCAUGCGACGGUGGUGCCUCCGAUUCGAAUGAACCGAGUGGGGCGGCUCAUGCCCACACUCUCGCAGAGGUUGGCGAAGAUGCCGCGAAGCUCGUGGAGAAAACCGCCAGGCUCUUCUUACGGAAUCUCAGCUAUACUGUCACGGAAGACGACAUCAGGGAACAUUUUGGCAAAUUCGGGGUUCUUGAAGAGGUGAACCUCCCUCUGGAUGCCCACGGCCGAGGCAAAGGUUUCGCCAUGAUUCGGUACGAACAGCCAGCGGCAGCCCUCGCCGCAUUCCAGACAGACGGCUCAACCUUCCAGGGCCGAAUCAUCCACAUCCUCCCUGCCGCUGCGAAACGGGAGCACAAGCUCGACGAAUUUGCAAUUUCCAACCUGCCGCUCAAGAAGCAGCGGCUUCUCAAGAAAAAGGCCGAGGCCGCGUCCAGCACCUUCAACUGGAAUUCGCUCUACAUGAGCCAGGACGCCGUCAACACAGCGGUGGCAGAACGACUCGGCGUGUCCAAACACGAGCUUCUAGACCCCACGGACGCGUCUGCCGCAGUGAAACAGGCAAUCGCUGAGACCACAGUGAUUCAGGAAGCUAAGACCUACUUCGCCGCCCACGGCGUGAACAUCGAGGCGUUCAAGUCACAGCAACGAGGUGACACGUGUAUCCUCGUGAAGAACAUACGAAAUGCCUCGAUCGAGGAAGUGAGGAGCCUCUUCGAGGAGCACGGUUCGGUGCUGAGGGUAUUGAUGCCACCAAGCGGUACAAUCGCCAUUGUCCAGUUCUCGCAGCCGGCAGCCUGCCGGGCGGCGUUUGCCAAGAAGGCCUAUUCUCGGUUCAAGGACUCGGUUCUGUUCCUUGAGAAAGGCCCGAAGGGACUCUUCGUAGACAAUGCGGCGCCAGCGGAAGAUCGUCCCGCCGGGGUUCAAAAGCCGUCCGUUGCCGAUUUGCUGGCACGCGAUGACGCUGAGGAUCAGCUCGAGACGACGUCUCUAUUCGUCCGCAACCUCAACUUCUCCACCACCAGCGAGGGGUUGGCCAAGGCUUUCCAGCCCUUGGACGGGUUCGUGAGUGCGAAGGUCAAGACCAAGACUGACCCCAAGAGGCCUGGUCAGGUGCUCAGCAUGGGCUUCGGCUUCUGUGCCUUCAAGAGCAAGGAACAGGCUCAAGCGGCUCUCAAGGUCAUGGACGGCUACGUGCUUGAUGGACAUAAGCUCGUUGUUAGGGCCUCGCAUAGGGGCCACGACGCGGCUGAGGAGCGCAGGCGCGAGGACCUCGCCAAGAAGGCGGCGGCGCAGCGGACAAAGAUUGUCAUCAAGAACCUUCCAUUCGAGGCUUCCAAGAAGGACGUCCGCAACUUGUUCAGCGAAUAUGGCAAACUGGUUGCACUUCGCCUCCCCAAGAAGUUCAACCACACGUCGCGCGGUUUCGCGUUCGCCGAGUUUGCAACUCCCAGGGAGGCGUUGAACGCCCUGACCGCGUUGAAGGAUACCCACCUUCUAGGACGCCGGCUGGUGCUUGAUUUCGCAGAGGCCGAUGAGGUUGAUCCCGAGGAGCAGAUCAAAGCCAUGGAGAAGAAGAUCCGGGGACAGGUGAACAAGGUCACGCUGCAGCAGCUGACAGGAGAAGGGAGGAGAAAGCCUCGCACGCCUACCCCGAUGCGCCUGAUCGGUUCCUGUCCCGCCGCGGUCCUGAGACGUUCCGCGCCAACCCGGCGAGGUUGCGCAGGCUUUCCAUGGGGGAGGGGGGGCCACCUUGCACGGUUUGGAUGCCCUUGCGUUCCAGUUGGCUCCUCGUUGGAUACGUCCCGAAGGGCUGGGCCAACAAAGCCCGGCUGGCUCCGACCCGAUUCUGCAGCCGCUCUGGGUGCCGGCAGCGAGGCAAUGAAACUACCAGGCAGGCUUCCGGUUCUCCCGCCGCAGUGCUAUUCACCAUCGCCGGACCAUGGGCUUGACGGCAGCCGCCGGGGAACAUCAAGCUCGCGACAGCCUCUCCAGGAGUCGACGGGCAAUAUCCAGCAUCCUCCCAUGGUCUGGUAUGCCCAGCCAUGGGAAGCCCUUUCGUCCAUACCACCGUCGAUGCCGGCGCCGCCUGUCUUGCGAACACAGUCUCUCGGUCCUGGAUACGGCGCCGCAACGGCAUACGCCAGCGCCAGCACCGGGACCAGCGCCAGAACCCAGCAGCGACACGACCUCCGCCUGCAAAGCCGGCGGAGGGCGCAGGGGGUCAACCCCCUGAUGCCCCUGCUGACGCAGGCCUUCCAGAACUACCGGAAGAAGCAGGCGGGCAAGUCGGACCAGAAGUGGCCGGAAGUGCUGGAGGGGCCGUUCCUAGACGGUGAGCCCAUGGGCCGCAAAAAAUACACCAUGAGGCAAACACAGUACGGCCGCAACAUGCUGAUUGGCGAGUACUUGUGGAUUGCAUACUGCCAAAGCCUGCCGCCCGGUGCGGAACCAGAUCCGCAGAUGGCCCGAGGGAGGAAGAUGGUAUCGAGCCACAUCCAGGUGCUCAGGAAAUUCUUCCCCAACCAUCGAUGUUUCCACUUUUUCUUUGGCCAAGGACCAGACGACAAAGACGGAGACAGCAUCGAGACGGCGUCGCUCAAGAACAACCCCGUGCUGAUUGCUUUGUCCGAGGGCCGCCUCCCCGACGAGCGGCCCAACUACGAGUACCUCGCGCAGGUCCUGGCUUUGGACGAGCAGGUGCAGUUCAGGCCGAAGCGCUGUUGGAUCUUCGUGUCGCACGAGGAUGUGGUCGUUGGCGAGGACAGGACCGGCCACCUGCGGGCGACGGGCGCCAGGCUCGGCGAGGCCGAGUACCCGCAUCUGGGGCGCAACCUCGAGCGGGAAACGUGGGCCAAGGAGGAGCAGCAGUUCUUCAAGGGCGCGCUGCUCCACGAGUUCACCAAAGAACUGCAACAGGUAGAGUCGAGCAGCGUCCGGGAGCUCAGCAAGCAGUGGGAGUCGGCGUUCCCGGCCCUGCACCAGAGGCUGAAGGCCAUCACGUCGACAACCACGGACGCCCGGUGCGACAUCCUGCACAUGCACGCCACGCUCGAGCUGAAGGAGAAACGCCGGUUCCCCAGCGGGUCGAACCUCAGCUCGUGGGUCGAGAUCAACUUGGAGCAGCCGCGUCUGCUCAACCACCGCUGGAAGGUAGAGACGCGGCUCGUGAGGCCGCCCGAGCUCGGGUGUUCGCACGACGGCUCGGCUCCCGAGGUCGUCUACGAGCCGGCCAAGAGAGAGUUUACGAUCCCGUACCAGCACAGGCCCGGCUGUGACGGCCGUGGACAGUGCGACUGUCUUGCACAGCGUUGCCGCCGGGAAGGCGUCGUCGUCCCGUUUCCGGUGCCGUUCCCUGCCGAAGUCUGGGCGCAGACCCUCACCAACUGCGCCGAAUACCCAGCCCAUCCAUUUAGCGAUAGCAAGAGGCAUGACAGGGAGCGAGACCGCGCUGUCAAGGCAGAAGAGGACGACGGGGAAGCCCCCAGAUCCCGUCGCCGCAGCAAGCAGCCCACCCAGAUGGACUUGGUGCCGAAGAUUGCGAUGAUGCAGGAGAUCUGGUCCUGUCCGCCGCCCUCGUCGCCCCUCGAAGACGGCAGCAGCGGCUCGGGCAGUCAACGAUGGACGCGCCGCGCCGUAAUCCUAUGGACGUUUGCGACGAUCCACCGCAUCGAUGACGGCAAGCUGAUCACCGCGCCCGGGGGGAAGACAGACUGGCGCUUCCUGACGAUCCUUGAUCCUGCCAGCGAGUAUCAUCAGCGCCGUGCCAUCAUCAGCGGCCGGAGGAGUUCUGCCGAGGAAUACCAAGAAUCCUCGAGCAGUAACACGGGUGCUUCGCGGCCGGCGUCCCGCGAUGCCAUCGUGUCUCCCCGUCCGACCUACCAGCCGCAUUUGAGCGCGAGCAUGAGCGAGAACUUCUCAGCUGCGUGGGACAGCGCGGCCGGACUUGGCUCCCUGACCGGGCCGGCACCGCAGGCCGCCUACGGCGCUCAUUUCAUGUCGCAAACGAUACCGUCGCACGGCACGGCCGCCCAGGGCGGGUACGGCCUCCUCGACAGCUUCAGCAGCCACAGCGGCCUGGCCACGCCUCCCCCGAGCGCGUCGCUGGCCAGUUCUUUUGCGCAGACUUUUGACACCGCCUCGACGAGCUCUGAUAUCGUACCGAGCUACAUGGCCACGACGGCCGGCAUCGACGCCGGUUCUCACGCGCUCGGCGACACGCUCUCGGUGGCGACCGACCCUUUCCUCGCCCACGUAGGCGUCACGUAUGGCGAGACCCACGAUGGCAUCCACGGAUGGCCCGGCCACGCUGGGGGGUUAGAUCCCAGCCACCACGCCUGGCCUUCUGCGUAUCCCGGCGUCAGCGCAGCACAUGCCCACAGCGAGACGAUGAGCUGGGCAGGCUCGCAGCCGCCGUCCACCUCCUCGCGCCGGGGCAGCGAGCAGCAGCAGCAGCAGCAGCAGCACAGCUACCAUUACCAAACCUAUCAGACCCACCCAGAGCGCCCGCAGCAGCCGUGGACUUGCUCCUCAACGACCAACACGGCCACCUCCGACGACCACGACCCCAGCGGCAACGGCUCCGACCGCUCGCGCGAAUGGGAGGACAUCGACAUUCCCUCGCUGCCGGGCACGGGCGCGGGCGCGACGGUCGAAGACGAAGGGUGCUCGGCGCCAUCGCCCGCGCUGGAUCGCCACCAGCAGCAGCAGCACAACCGCCACCACCAUGUCGCUCACACUCUCCAUCAUCAUCAUCAUCAUCCUCAGCAGCAGCAGCAGCAGCAGCACCUCCCCCAACACAACCACAACCAUUUCGGUGUCGAUGUCAACGCAAGCAUGCUAAGCGGGGGCGGGAGCAGCAGGGACGGCGGAGCCGAGACGUUUCCGGCGCCGCGGGUUCCGGAAGGCGCGGGGGCCGGGUUGAAGCGCGCUAGGGCGGAGAGUGAUGAUGAUGAUGAUGAUGGGAAUAAUGGUGCUGUCGUUGGUGGUGGGUUUGCGGAUGCGGAUGGGGAUGAAGAUGAGUCGGGAGAUGAGGAGGGCCUGGUGGGGAGGAUGCCUGUGGCUAAGCGGGCCAGGACUGAGGGGAUGGAGGGGGUUGGAGGGGGGUAUCGUUUGGGCAGGGCCAGAUGUUAAUGAUUUUUCUUUUUUCUUUUUCUUUUUCUUUUUCUUUUUUCGGCUUGUCUUUCUUCUCAAUGUUGUCUUGUUUUUUUUGAGCAUUGGGUGAUGAUGGGAUACACUGGUUGAGGCGUUUCAUACAGGUUGCCAUGCCUUGUUGGUUCCAUUAGGGGAGCAUUGGACAUGUGUUAAGAGGAGCAUUCACCAGUAGCUACGGGCACCGCUUGGCUGGGGUAGUUUAACGUCUGUCUUGACUGACU